Molecule: messenger RNA, 5722 nt
Organism: Bombina bombina (fire-bellied toad)
Lineage: Eukaryota; Metazoa; Chordata; Amphibia; Anura; Bombinatoridae
Gene: MADCAM1
Product: mucosal vascular addressin cell adhesion molecule 1
Exons: 5
Coding region: 21-1469 (482 amino acids)
Biological process (GO): positive regulation of lymphocyte migration; leukocyte tethering or rolling; heterotypic cell-cell adhesion
Cellular component (GO): membrane
Molecular function (GO): integrin binding involved in cell-matrix adhesion
Source: RefSeq, a predicted model, not a curated record
AACGCAGGAGGACAGGCUCAAUGGCUCCUACUCAAAUUCUCUACGUGCUCCUUCAGCUAUGCCUGCUGUGUAAUGCACAGUACUCUCUGAUUCUGUUCCCACCGAAUCCUGUGGUGUCUCUUGGUGGGUCAGUUGCAUUAAACUGUUCCAUUAAUUGCCCUGGAGGUAAAACAACAUGGAAGGGACUUGACACCAACCUAGGUGGCCUGUACACUGCUCCUGGUUAUAGUGUCUUGCACAUCAGUAAUGCCACAAUUUCCAUGGAUGGGGUGUAUAUCUGUGUGGGAAAUUGCCCUGGGAAAAGAAAUACUCUUCAAGGAUCUCUCAAUCUGCAGGUUUAUGCUCUCCCAGAAACACUGCUCAUAACUGCUCACCCUAAUGAAGCACCCCGUGUCCUGCGCUGCUCUAUGCAAGAAGUGUACCCACCUGCACCCAUCAGUAUGAGCUGGUAUCGAGGGUCUGAUAAGCUGGAGGUCCCUGACAAUUGUGAGGAAGAGCUGCAGGGAGAUGAAGGAGGCUUUAUAACUCACACCUGCAGUUUGGAGAUCCCCCAUGAAGAGGGAUUGGUACCAGGGAUUAUUUACAGAUGUGAAGCAGAACUGAUCACGGAGGACCAAGUGUUUAAAAGAGUAGGGACCUUUCAGCUACCAGAAACAGGAGGAAGUAAUGAAUAUUUCACAAAUUCUGUCAUGACCCCAAAAGCUGAAUUUCUCACCAGCAAAGAAAUUCCAAAUAUCAUGAUAAACACCACAGUAUCUGAAGAGGGACCAAAAGCUACAUACACCAUGGAGCAAAGCCCAACUUUGGAUAGCAAUGUGGUACCUGUCACAUUGUCAGUCAUAAACAGUAACUCCACCAAUCAGAGUGGGGCCAUCACUUUUACAGAAGAAAAAUCAGCUAGGCAAGCUGUCAGUGAGGGGUCCACACCUCUACCAACUGAAGAUCUCAUGACUAAUCCAAAUGUAUCUCUCAAGCAGGGUUCAAUAUUACUUCCAAUUAUAAAGAAAGGAACCACCCCCAGUGUAUUCCUCAGUAAAGAACACCCAACAUUGGCAAUUCCACAUGGAGGAAGUACUCAAAAUAAAUCUGACAGCAGAGAACACAGUGCAUUGCCAUACACACUCCAAGGGACCACCUCCUAUGUAUCUGCCAGAAAGGACCCAACAUCAUUGCCAACUACAAACCAAGAGGCCACUUCAGACAUAGCCAUCAAAAAGGUUUCAACAUUGUUUUUCCCUACCUAUAAAGGACAUUCUCCAAAUGUUAUUACCACAGAGGGCCCCACAACACAGCUGGCUAUCUUAAUCAAAUCACUUGUUCCUUCUGCAAAGGCUAAACCUACAUUCAUACCGAGAAUUACCCUGGCGCUGGUGGGAACAUUGAUCUCUUUGAUGAGCUUUAGCGGAUGCUUCCUGCAUCUUUGGAGACGGCUACGUCAGAAAGGGUCAUUUCAGCUUGAAAAUCCAUAAAAAAGGGAGACUGAUAUACUUUUAAUAUUUGUGAAUAUUUUUUUACAUUUCCUCAGGAAGUUGGGAGAAGGGUGUUACAUGCUUUGCAAAAUUCCCUGCACUCAGCAAUAUUUUCAGUUUAAAUGACUGAACUUUUAACCACCUACUUAGACAUUUUUUACAGAAAGUUCUGUCAUAUACAGAAAUGAUAUUGAUUAUCAAUAGAAACAUUCUUAUGCAGAAAAAUAAUUUAUUGCAAAGCCCAUUUUUAUUAAAGGGACACUGAACCCAACUUUUUUCUUUUGUGAUUCAGAAAGAGCAUGCAAUUUUAAGCAACUUUCUAAUUUACUCCUAAUAUCAAUUUUUCUUCAUUCUCUUGCUAUCUUUAUUUGAAAAAGAAGGCAUCUAAGCUUUUUUAUUGGUUCAGAACUCAACACAGCACUUUUUUUUUUAUUGGUGGAUGAAUUUAUCCACCAAUCUGCAAGGACAACCCAGGUUGUUCACCAAAAAUGGGCCGGCAUCUAAACUUACAUUCUUGCAUUUCAAAUAAAAAUACCAAGAGAAUAAAGAAGAUUUGAAAUUAGAAAGUUGCUUAAAAUGUCAUGCUUUAUCUGAAUCACGGAAGAAAAAAUUUGGGUUCAGUGUCCCUUUAACUGUGACUUGCUAUGUGCAUUUAAACUGAUUAAUGGUACAAACCUUAAUAAAUAAAACAAAAUGAAGAAAACAUUAUUCUACCUCGCCGAGUUAAAAUGCUUUAUCUUGUACUUUGCCAAACAGGAAAAUUUCUUACAGAGAAGAGAGCAGGAAUAUUAUAUACAAGACUUCAUAAAGUUUUUUGUUUUUUUUAAACGUGUGUCACUGUAUCUCAUAUAGCAUGACAAAUAGGAAGUGUAUCUCAGGGUUUAUGUGACAUCCUACAAAAUAAUGUAUAAUACUGUUGAUUAUUGACUGUUUGUUGUAAAUAUGUUCCAGAUAUGAUUUACUAUAGGUAACUAUCCACUUUAUAUAAUGUAGCCUAUUUUAAUAAAAAAAAUGAGUGAUUAAAGGGACAUUCCAGCCAAAAUUGGAAUCCACAUGGGUGCACUUCAGUUUUGAAAAGAAGCAGUUUUCUAAUAUACACAUAUUAGCAAAAAUGCUUCUAAUAAAAGCUAUUGCUGUUUCAAAAGUGAAUUUAAAUGGACAGUCUACACCAGUAUUUUAUUGUUUUAAAAGAUAGCUAAUCCCUUUAUUACCCAUUCCCCAGUUUUGCAUAACCAACACAGUUAUAUUAAUAUACUUUAACCUCUGUGAUUAUCUUGUACCUAAGCCUCUGCAAACUGCCCCUUUAUUUCAGUUAUUUCAGUUAUUUCAACAGAUUUGCAGUUUAGCCAAUCAGUGCCUGCUCCCAGAUAACUUCACGUGCACGAGCACAGUGUUAUCUAUAUGAAAUACGUGAACUAACACCCUCUAGUGGUGAAAAACUGUUAAAAUGCAUUCUGAAAAGAGGUGGCCUUCAAGGUCUAAGAAAUUAGCAUAUGAACCUCCUAGGUUAAGCGUUCAACUAAGAAUACCAAGAGAACAAAGCAAAAUUGGUGAUAAAAGUAAAUUGGAAAAUUGUUUAAAAUGACAUGUUCUAUCUGAAUCAUGAAAGUUUAUUUUGGCCUAGACUGUCCCUUUAAGUAUGCACCGUGCACCAGCAUUUUAAACAUAGCUCUUACUCAGAGAUAGCCUAAGAUUCUUGUACCAUCUGGUAGUGGCUCAAUUUGUUAAUUGCAGAUAUGAUACAAGACCCACUGGUGCUCUGAGCAGCUGCAGUAUUUAAAAUGCUUGUGCACUGAGAAUAUCUAGCUAUGCUUCACAUACACGUGCAGAGAAAAAUGUUAACACUAAAACAGUGAUAACUUAUACUAGAAGCAAUAUACAUGUAUAUUCAAAGAUGUAAUUCAACCAUGUGCAUUUAAAUUUUGACCAGAAUGUCCCUUUAAGUACCUGGUAAUACAGAAUAUUAUGGUAACCGUUCCUAUCCAUCAGAAUUACUGUUCCAGUGUGAAAACUGCUUGGGUGAUUUUUUUUUUUACCUUUCUUUCAAACCAAAGGAAGAGAUCUGCAUUAGUAAAACCUUUCAAAUUAACAUAAACAUUUAAACACAUAAAAAAUAUAUAAUGGGAUACACCAUGGGAUUUUCAGUAGUAUGAUCACCAUUAUUUACAAAGAAACAAGAGGUAUGCAGCCAAAAGAAAAGUAAAACACAUCAGCUAAUAAUGCUAAUGCUGAUAAUGACUAUUGUCUAAUACAUUUGAAUACAGAUUUUUCUUUUUAAACAGACAUUCUAAUGCAACAUUUGAAUGCCUUAAUUUAUUAGACCAUGUCAUUUUUGCACUAGCAAUGCUGCAACCCUAUGUGUUUAACGCCUGCACCAGGAUUACACACAUAGUUAAAGUACCUCUCUGAGCCCCAAACAUUGCAGCUCCUGAGCCAGUGAUUAGCAGGGACUUGCAACUGCAGCUGACGAUUUCCUCAAGUACCUGCUCAGAACCAGCAUUUCUCUGUGGCUCCAGAACAUGAUUUUAACUAUGUGUUUAACUACAAUGCAGGGGUUUAACAUAUAGAGCUGCAGUGUUGAUAAUGUAGAAAUUGCGUGCUAUAUUUAAUUAGAACAGGCAGUUUUGUACUGCAAUGUCCCUUUAUAGGGGCAUAAAACUUAAAAAUACUCUGUGUUCUACUUAAAAGAGGAUGUUUCAAAAAUGUAUUACAAUGCUUUGUUUUUUUUAAAAAUGGGAAGUUUCUGUAGAACACCAUUUUAUUUUCUGUGGCAGUUCUUCCUUGUCUAUCUCAGGCCUCAGUUUCACCUUAAACUUUUCUUUCAUUAUUCAGAUAGAACAAACAAUUUUAAACAACUUUCCAAUUUACUUCUAUUAUCAAAUUUGCUUCAUUCUCUUGGUAUCCUUUUUUGAAGGGGCAGCAAUACACUUGUUAUGACAAGAGGUAUAUACUAUAAGCAGCUAGCUCCCAGUAAUACAUUUAUGCACCUGAGCCUACCUAGGUAGGCUUUUCAUCAAAGGAUAUCAUGAGAACAAAGAAAAUUAGAUAAUAAAAGUAAAUUGAAAAGUAGUUUAAAACUGUAUGCUCUACCUGAAUCAUGAAAGUUUUAUUUUGACUUUAGUGUCUCUAAACAACUUUAAAGGGCUGGUGUACUGUAACAUUUUCUCCCUUUAACUUGUUGCAAUUAUCAAUUUUACCUGCUGGAGUAUAUUAUUAUUAUUUUCAAAUAGCUACACUGUCCCUUUAACCCUUUUAACCCCAUGUGCCUAAAUGAUAUAGCUCUACGUCAUGUGGUACAUAGCCCAUCGUACCGCAUAACAGAUUUACAUUGUAGCUUCAGGAAGCUCUAGCAGUCUCGGUUGUCAAGUGACAGCCAAUGAGCUGCUGCUCCUCAGCUGCAGGAAAUCUGUCUUCAUAUGGUAACAGAGCAGGAUCCAUCACCAUAUGAAGGCAGAUUACCAGAUCGUUACAGACAGAGACAGUAGACAGAGAUGAGAGCUGAUAUAAAGAAUGGACACAGCACAAGAAAAUGGAGUUUGAUGCUCAGGUGUCAGUUUUAGGGUUGCCAAACCUUCCUUAUUUCCAGGUAUCUCCCUUAUUUGUACAAACAUUUUACAGUCUUCCAGGCUCCCUUAUUUAUCUACUCUUAGAACAUUUUUCUUCCUUACUUUUUACAUAUAACAUCUUCAUUUCAAACAUUUAACAUUGUACUCUUAGUUAAUCAUUUUGAUGUAUCUGACAGUUUAAUGUCUUUACUACCACUGAGAGAUACAGUAGAAUUCACGGAUUCGCAGAAAGUUGUUAAAUGUAUUAAAGUGAAUGUAAACGUUAAUUAAUUAAAGGCCAGUAUCAAAUAAUAAUCUUAAAAACAGGGGCACUUUAAUUCAUUAAAGUUUACAAAGACGCAUUAUUUUUUAAAAUACUUACUGCUGCAUUAUGGUAAACAUAACGCCGAACCUUAGCCCGCAGUUCCUGCUUUCUUUAGCAGAUCGAUGACAAAUCUGGCUUCCUCCAAUCGUUGUGUGUCCCUUUUGGCGUCCAGCUUGUGCGGCAUGCAAUAAUUGGAGGAAGCCGGUUUUGUCAUCGAUAUGAAUUAAAAUGCCCCUGUUUUUAAGAUUAUUUGAUACUGGGCUUUAAUUCAUUAAAGUUUACAAUCACUUUAAGUUAGACUGUGUGAAUGAAGAUGAUUUGUAUGAAGAAGUUUGUUGUACCAAACUGUAUUACAUUGUUAAAUAAAGUGUUUUUUUCAGUAA